Molecule: messenger RNA, 1698 nt
Organism: Hypoxylon trugodes
Lineage: Eukaryota; Fungi; Ascomycota; Sordariomycetes; Xylariales; Hypoxylaceae
Product: aldehyde dehydrogenase
Exons: 3
Coding region: 244-1698 (484 amino acids)
Molecular function (GO): aldehyde dehydrogenase (NAD+) activity
Source: RefSeq, a predicted model, not a curated record
GGGGGCUAAAAUAGUAGAUCCGUAAACUACUUGUAGAUCUCAACAGUCUCGUGUGUGUGCUAAUUGGCUUGAAUAGUGCUGAAGAUAUGCGCGUUAUUGUGUGUGUUGGUUUACGAAGAAGUCCAACCAACUAUGAAUCCUGUCAUCUCCAUAAAAGGAAGACCCAUCAGCUACCUUGCGCACUUCUUGAACUCCAUUUAUUAUACAUCAUUUUCCCAGGUUCAUCUAUACUAGAUAUCUAGCAUGGCUGAUAACGCAAGCUCAGCUCAUACCAAGCUCGAUUUUACCACAUUUUACAAUGUGAUCGACGGGAAGCUCUGUAACUCUAGCACGGGCAAGACCCGAUGUAGUGUGAACCCCGCUACGUUACACGAUAAUCCACAAGUGCCCCUCAGCACCCGCGACGACGUCGAUAGGGCCGUUGAAACGGCACGGAAGGCAAGAAAGGCUUGGGCUUCUACGUCCUGGGCGGGACGUCAAAAGGCCUUGAAGGAUUUCGCCGACGCUUUCGAGGCGAAUGGCGCGGGUUUUCUAGACUUGCUAAUCAAAGAGCAGGGUAAAUCGGCCAAAGAAAGCCAGAUCGAGCUAUGGCUGACUCUUAUGUUCCUCCGUGGCCUAAGCGACCUCACCUUACCCGAAGAGGUGGUGGAAAAUAGCGACAAGCGAAAAGUCAUAUCGCGAUAUACACCACUUGGCGUCGCUGCUGGUCUUGUUCCUUGGAACUAUCCUAUUUUUCUCGCAUGUGUCAAGAUUGCGUCGGCACUUGUCACUGGUAACACCUUCAUCCUCAAGCCAUCACCACACGCACCAUAUUGCGACCUCAAACUCGCUGAACUCGGUCUACAAUUUUUCCCACCGGGUGUCUUUCAAGCAUUAAGCGGUGACGACGAGCUCGGUCCUUGGUUAACUGCGCAUCCUGGUAUCGAUGUAGUUAGUUUUACCGGCUCGGUCGAGGUAGGGAAGAAAGUGAUGGAGUCCUGCAGCAAGACUUUAAAGCGCUGCGUUCUUGAGUUAGGCGGCAAUGACCCCGCAAUCGUGUGCCAGGACGUUGAUAUCGAAGCCGUCGCGCCGAAACUCGCGUACUUCGCCCUCGCCAAUUCGGGACAGAUUUGUGUUAUACCGAAGCGUAUCUACGUGCAUGAAUCGAUCUACGAUAGAUUCGUUGCUGCGAUGGCGGCGUUUGCGAAUGCUGUUAGCUUUAAGGGAGAUGAAGAUCCGUCGAUUGGACCGGUGUCGAACGGACCGCAAUACGAGAGGGUGGAGGGGUUGUUGGCGGAUAUCGAAUCAAAUGGGCUGAGUAUAGCGGCUGGUAACACAAAGCCUCUUGCCGAUCAGAAGGGUUUCUUUUUGGCGCCUACGAUCGUAGAUAAUCCGCCGGAUAACUCCAGGAUCGUUACUGAAGAACCAUUCGGCCCUAUAUUCCCCGUUCUUAAAUGGAGCGAGGAAUCGGAGGUCAUAGAACGUGCUAAUAAUACUGAAUACGGUCUCGGUGCUUCGGUGUGGUCAAAGGAUGUAUAUAGGACUGAACGUAUCGCUCGACAGCUUGAGGCGGGGUCAGUUUGGGUUAAUACGCAUGCGGAGGUCGACCCGAAGUUUGGGUCUGGGGCGUAUAAGAGUAGUGGGAUUGGUGUACAUUAUGGAGUAGAGGGCUUGAAGGAGUAUUGCAACUUGCAAGUCUUGUAUACAAGACUCGGUUAG